UCAGUCGCCUGCAGGAGGCUGGUAACAGGGAGCUGAGCUGGGAGUGCAGGCUGGACACGGCCGGGCUGCGCGCACCCGCUCGGCCGCCGCCCCUGCGGAUGAUGAAUUUACAGCUUGAAGUUGGAAAGGGUCUCUCGCCUGCUGUGUACUGCUUUUACUGCCAAAAAUGUUCUUCUCACCUGGGAGCCAGUUGGUUGACAACACCAAGAAUACAUUGGGAGCUUAAUUCUGCCUCCCCGGAGAUCUGACCUAGCCCCUGGCACCCAAGCUUGUUAUAAAGAGAAGAGUGAUGAGAGAGAAAUCAGAUAAUCUGUGAAAGGCAUGUGAACAUAUUGUCACCAUAAGGGACUUCAAGAAGAUCUUUCCAGAGGCAGAGGGAACAUCUACUUGGAACUCAUGACACAUUGCAGAAGUUAAGGACACAUCAAGUUUUAGCAAAGAGGAAAGAGCCCUAUUAAAAGUGAAAGGCUGCCCCGGCCCCCACGACGCCACCGCCAUGACGACAGCCAUCCUGGAGCGCCUGAGCACCCUGUCCGUGAGCGGCCAGCACCUGCGCCGCCUGCCCAAGAUCUUGGAGGAUGGACUUCCCAAGAUGCCCUGCACCGUCCCGGAAACGGAUGUGCCCCAGCUCUUCCGGGAGCCGUACAUCCGCACGGGCUACCGCCCCACGGGGCACGAAUGGCGUUACUACUUCUUCAGCCUCUUUCAGAAACACAACGAAGUCGUCAACGUCUGGACCCACCUGCUGGCGGCCCUGGCCGUACUUUUGCGAUUCUGGGCCUUUGCGGAGGCCGAGGCCUUGCCGUGGGCCUCUCCUCACUCCCUGCCCCUGCUCCUGUUUAUCCUGUCCUCCAUCACGUACCUCACGUGCAGCCUUCUGGCCCACCUGCUGCAGUCCAAGUCCGAGCUGUCCCACUACACCUUCUACUUCGUGGACUACGUUGGCGUCAGUGUUUACCAAUAUGGCAGUGCCUUGGCCCACUUCUUCUACAGCUCCGACCAGGCCUGGUACGAGCGGUUCUGGCUUUUCUUCUUGCCCGCAGCUGCCUUCUGCGGCUGGUUAUCGUGUACUGGCUGUUGCUACGCAAAGUAUCGUUACCGAAGGCCUUACCCAGUUAUGAGGAAGAUCUGUCAAGUGGUACCGGCAGGGCUGGCCUUCAUCCUAGACAUCAGUCCUGUGGCACACCGGGUGGCACUCUGCCACCUGGCUGGCUGCCAGGAGCAGGCAGCCUGGUACCACACCCUCCAGAUCUUUUUCUUCCUGGUCAGCGCCUACUUCUUCUCCUGCCCGGUACCUGAGAAGUAUUUCCCGGGUUCCUGUGACAUCGUGGGCCAUGGGCAUCAAAUCUUCCAUGCCUUUCUGUCUAUCUGCACGCUCUCACAACUGGAAGCCAUCCUUUUGGACUACCAGGGGCGACAUGAGAUCUUCCAACAGCGCCAUGGUCCUUUGUCUGUCUACAUGGCCUGCCUUUCUUUCUUUUUCUUGGCCGCCUGUAGUGCUGCCACCGCAGCCCUUCUGAGACACAAAGUCAAGGCCAGACUGACAAAGAAAGAUUCAUGAGGCUUUUGGGUGGAAUAGGAUGUAGAUGUGAACGUGGCCCUUGUGAUUUGGGGAAAACUUGAUACAACAAUGGAAGUUGACUUGUUAUUUUUAGGGGUUGAUUUUCAAAUUAAUAUGUAUUUCCAAGGAUAUGCUAUGGCUACAGCAUUUAAAGCCAAAGGAUUCAAGAGUUUUGUUGUUAAGUAAAGGAAUAUUCCUUUUCCUUCUGGGUCAUAGCCUUAGAAGGAAAGGGAUCUUGGUAAGAUUGAUGAAACACUGAACUGAGAACUAUCUUCAUGCCUGAAAAUUUAGCAGAUUCUGACUAUAGCUUCCAGAGGCAAGCUUCCAGAGUGGAUAAUAAAAUAGUACUGGAAAGUAAGUAGGUUUGUCCUCACCUUAUUGGAAUAACCAUCCUACUAUGCUGGUCUUUGGUAAUUGAAUAAAUUGACCUAAAGACCUUGUCUUAUUUGGAUUUCAAAUUAUCUAGAGGAAAAGUCAGAAUCUUCAAGAUGAUUCAGUGAAACUGUUAGAAAUAAUGAAUUACUCAGUUCAUCUGAUUUCUGAUCCCUACUCUCUCAUCCACUCUACCACUGACCCUUUCUCAGGACAAUUGUCUGCCUGGCUGUUUUUUUUUUUUUUUUUUUUUUUUGUCUGAAGUGCUGUUCACUCCUGUCCCUUCUUUGCAUGGUAACUAUGAAGCAGUCAUACUUCCAGGAAAUGCUUGAAGCCAUGUGACAUGCAGGAAGUUCAUUCUUGUAUAAUACUGAUGUAAAUGGUACUAGAAAGUACAGUGCCAAGAGCCUCCAGGAGGCCCAGCCAACAAGCAACAAACUUGCUUGUUUGGUGUUAUGGGACCCUUCUUUUAUACCUGUGAACUGUAGGAUUACCAGAGCUAUUAGGGCUGCCUUACAAACCAGAAGAUCUGGGGGUUGCUGUAAGAUUCUAAAAAACAUAUUGACAAAAAUGGCUCUUUUGGGGGGUGGGGGUGGGGAACCCUUUGUAGGGUGAAAUGGUCCUAAGUUUCCUCUGGGGGUCUGAUUAUUUCAAGAGAAACUUGAAGUCCAGCCUUCUACAUAGAUUCUGCCUCAUGAAGGACCAACAUAACCACCUCAAUUCAGGGGCCUCAAGCAGGCAGAACCUUAAAAUAAUCAAGUCCCAGUACAUGUGUUCACUGUGGUUGGUCCCUAAAGGGUCCUUGGGUAAGAGCAAGGGAAUCAGGCACCUAUAACCAAAAUGCUCUGCUUGGAACAUUGCUGCCCAGCAGCUUCUGUGAGACAGGUGGUGCUUGCAAUUAUUGUUCUGGCCAUGCAGCCCUCUCUGAGGACUGGCUUCUGCACUAAUCCAGUGAAGGAGGCUGCAUCAAAGGAAGGGCUGAGAAGCCUUCUCUUCAUUGGCUACAUUUCCUAUCAGUAUAAAGUCCCUUGUUUACUAAAAAAGGAAGUGGUUUGUUUUAAUUACAGUUUGAUGAACCUCCUCUAAGAUUAUUUUCUUGUCUUCAGAAACAAAGAGUACUUUUUAUUCCUUUUUCUGAAAGAUUUGUGAGUUUUGUGCCUUAUAAAUGGAAAUGUAUGAACACUUUAUUUAAUAUAUGCACGUGUGGGAUUUCCUAUCUUGGGUUAUUGGGAUCAGAAAAAAAACAUUGUAAACCUAAGAAAGCUAGAACUAUUUAUCAAUAAAAAGACUUUGAAUCUCUGUUUUGGCCAAAAAAAAAAAAAAAAAAUCCAACUCAAGCUUUCCUGUAAUCUUUAAAUCAAGAAAGCAUGUGUCUUGUUAGCUACAUUGUUUUGCUAAGUGAAUUUCUUGUUCAUCCUCAAGUAUCUCAACUUUUAUGCUACCUAAAUGUCUUGUACAAGCUUCUGUUUGUCGAGGUCAAAUUCACAGCAAAUAAAGUUAGCAAAACUGAA
Marmota flaviventris (yellow-bellied marmot) is the source of this 3444-nucleotide messenger RNA. It is a transcript of the gene Paqr8, whose product is annotated as progestin and adipoQ receptor family member 8. Gene Ontology annotation, molecular function: nuclear steroid receptor activity; steroid binding. Lineage: Eukaryota; Metazoa; Chordata; Mammalia; Rodentia; Sciuridae. The record is from RefSeq and is a predicted model, not a curated record. Gene Ontology annotation, cellular component: plasma membrane. Gene Ontology annotation, biological process: response to steroid hormone.